Messenger RNA from Ornithorhynchus anatinus (platypus), 4475 nucleotides. It is a transcript of the gene NTNG2, whose product is annotated as netrin G2. The record is from RefSeq and is a predicted model, not a curated record. NCBI's taxonomy places the organism in Eukaryota, Metazoa, Chordata, Mammalia, Monotremata, Ornithorhynchidae. The transcript is spliced from 8 exons. Bases 1843 to 3453 code for a protein of 536 amino acids.
CCAACUGCUCCAGAGCCCACGGAAGAGUGGCAAGAAGCAUCCCACGAGGACAGUGGGGUAGCGCAAUUGCACGCACGGUCCAGCUGAGCCAGGGGAUGCCCAGCCAUUGCAUUAGAGGACUGAUCGGUGGGCCCAGGAGGGGAGUGGGAGAGAGAUGCUUGGCCGGCUAGCAUCUCUGUGUCCUGGCAAUCCUCACCUGGGGAGCUACCCUCCUCUUUACAGCCCAUCUUUUGCUGAGGCUCUUCCCCGGAGCCUGCAUCUAUUUCUUUCCUGCACCUUUAAGAAGAACAUCGCUCCGUGGUGGGAUGGUGUUCUAAAGCCACACAGAGGAAGUUACGCAGACUGGAUCAGGCACUGAGAUAAAAGCUCCGAUUGUGAUCGAAAGUGAUGGCAAAAGGAUUUAGCCUCAGUAUUAACUUGGAGAGGAGUGGAGGGACAGAGGGAGAGCGCAUAAAGCUCCGAGCCAUCUGUCCGGGAGCUGAGCUGGGGGAAUGCUAAACGUCCUGGAUGAGAAGUGAAACACAGUCCAACAGCCGGGGGAGGAGGAAAAAAGGAUUCAGAUUCCGGGGGCUCGUUCUGGAUCCCCACCCCACCCCAGGAAAAAAAAAAAGUUUCAGUUCUUGAGAAGCCACUCCAGUCUGAGUCUCAGAAGGGGCUCUGCCUCCGCCCAUCCGCAGAAUCUUUGGGACGGCUGCAAGGCUGCUUCCAAAUCCCAAACUAAAAGCAGCAGCAAGAGGAGGAGGAGGAGAGGGGAAGGAGGAGGAGAAGGAAGAGGAGGAGGACAGAGGGAAAAGGACCAGCUCUCACCCCCUCCACUCCCUGACCGACCCACCCACCGCACAGCCAGAGGAGAGAAAGCACAACAGACCAGAGGGGGGUUUUUUGUGUGUUUUGCUGCUUUGGCUGGCAAGCUGACCUGCUCUCCAUGGAAUCCAGCCCUUACUGCGCCUGCUACAGAGACUCCAAGCUCGGGUGUUGUUGCUAAUGAGCCCUCUCUCCUCCCCUCUUACAAUGAAAGAAAAGACAGACCCCAGGUACCUGGAUGGAUUUGUAGCUGAAGCUUCAGAAACUUCGCAUUAAGUUGCCUAUGGCUCGAUGCCAGGGUCAGCUUGGCUCCCAUUAAUGCAUCUCCCCGGUGCAAGAAGUGCAGAAAUCACCCUCCUUUACCAACACCUCUUGGGCUUUUUCACUUUCAGCCCCGUGGCCGCACGAUCAUCAUCUUAGAUCUACUUUAAGAUCAUUAUAUGUAUUUUUUUUUGGAUCGCAACAUUACAUAAAAUCCCAAAGAAGAACCCCUUUCCCGGUCACCCAUUCGUUAUCUGAUGAAAGAAAACCAAAAAUCAAGAAACACACAGUCUUGUGGUUUUGAAAGUUAUUUCAAGCACGUCACACUUUAAGGGGGAUUUUCAAACUCUUCCCUGACUGUAAGGACAGAAUCUGAUCCGGCCUCACGAGGGAGUCUGCAGAUUUCUCCCCUAUCCCGUUCCGAUGCCCUGUCGCAAUUUGAGAACGCGCCCGUUUUGAUCAGAUUCAUCUCAAGGAGCCGUGGCCGGUGGCCCUCCUUAUGCCAAGUUUGAGGGAAGAUGAAGUUGUGGGAAACUUUUUGACCCACUGAUCGGCAUCCAGAGAAGCAUCGGCCGGGAUCCUCGGCUUCGGCUGACUUCGGACCUUCUCCCCUCUUCUGCUCGAGACCCAGCGGCCUGCUCUCCCGCGAUUCUGCCGUCCUUUUAGAUGCGGCGCUUCCAUGCUGAUCCUGACAGGGACCCCUGACCCAGUCGCUGCCUUCUCUGGGCCUCGAGGCGGAUCCACCGGCCGGGUCCCUUAGGCUGGGCCUCAGCUGCCAUGCUGUGCCUGGUUCCUCUUCUGCUCCACUGCCUCUUACCAGCCAUGGGGGACUAUGACAUCUGUAAGUCCUGGGUGAGCACCGAUGAGGGCCCGUCCUGGGAAUUCUAUGCCUGCCAGCCCAAGGUCCUGAGCAUGAAAGACUAUGUGAGGGUCAGAGUGGAUCCCUCUGGAAUCACCUGCGGGGACCCCCCGGAGAGAUUCUGCACUCAUGAAAACCCUUACCUGUGCAGCGACGAGUGCGACGCCUCCAACCCGGACCUGGCCCACCCGCCCCGGCUCAUGUUCGACCAGGAGGACGAGGGUCUGGUCACCUACUGGCAGAGCGUGACCUGGAGCCGCUACCCGGAGCCGCUGCUGGCCAACAUCACCCUGUCCUGGAACAAGAGCAUCGAGCUGACCGACGACGUGGUGGUCACCUUCGAGUACGGCCGCCCCACCGUCAUGAUGCUGGAGAAGUCGCUGGACAACGGGCGGACCUGGCACCCGUACCAGUACUACGCGGACGACUGCAUGGAGGCCUUCAGCAUGCCGGCCCGCCGCGUCCGGGACCUGUCCGCCACCAACGCCAACCGGGUGCUGUGCACGGAGGAGUAUUCGCGCUGGGCGGGGUCCAAGAAGGAGAAACACGUCCGCUUCGAGGUGCGCGACCGCUUCGCCAUCUUCGCCGGCGCGGACCUGCGCAACAUGGACAACCUCUACACCCGCCUGGAGAGCGCCAAGGGCCUCAAGGACUUCUUCACCGCCACCGACCUGCGCAUGAGGCUUCUGCGGCCCGCGCUGGGCGGCACCUACGUGCAGAGGGAGAACCUCUACAAGUAUUUCUACGCCAUCUCCAACAUCGAGGUCACCGGCAGAUGCAAGUGUAACCUUCACGCCAACGUGUGCUCCUUCAAAGAGGGCAGCCUGCAGUGCGAGUGUGAACACAACACCACCGGGCAAGACUGCGGCAAGUGCAAGAAGAAUUUCCGAACCCGGUCGUGGCGGGCCGGCUCUUACCUGCCCCUCCCCAACGGCUCCCCCAACGCAUGUGCAGCUGCAGGCUCCGCCUUUGGCAACUGCGAGUGCUACGGCCACUCGAACCGCUGCAGUUACAUCGACUUCCUCAACGUAGUGACCUGCGUGAGUUGCAAGCACAACACCCGGGGCCAACACUGCCAGCACUGCCGUCUAGGCUACUACCGCAAUGGCUCGGCCGAGCUGGACGACGAGAACGUCUGCAUAGAAUGUAACUGCAACCAGAUGGGCUCGCUGCACGAUCGGUGCAAUGAGACCGGCUACUGUGAGUGUCGACAGGGAGCCAUCGGCCCCAAGUGUGACGACUGCCUCCCCAGCUACUACUGGAGACAGGGCUGCUUCCCCAACGUCUGCGACGAGGAGUUUCUGCUCUGCCAGAACGGCGGGUCCUGCUACCAGAACCAGCGCUGCCUCUGCCCCAGCGGUUUCAAGGGAGUCCUGUGCGAGCAAACCCGCUGCGACCCCGAGGUCCAGGACUGCCAGGCCGCGGCCUCCACGGCCUCCCUCAGCCUCGCCGCCCUCCUCGGCGCCGCCUUGCUGCUGCUGCUGCUGCCGCCGCCGCCCCCGGACCUGGCCCCGCUCCCUAGUUACUGAGCCUCGCCCGGGGGGCCCGGGGGAGACCCCGAGGAGGAACGUGCCUCCCCUCCACGCCGCCGUCCCCCUCGGGCGCACCGACCGCCGGUCUGGCCGUCCGGCCCCGCUCCGCUCCCGCCCCUCCUCGCUCUUGCACACGACUGCAGGAGGAGCAGCCCUCCCUGGGGGUGUCAGGAAGACCCAACCGUAGUUGGGAGCGGCACCGACGGGGCUCGGUAAACUACGGGCCGCCCCUCGGAGACGCUAGCUACGACGUCCACCCUGUCCCCCCCUUCCCGGCCGAGGGGUCACCUCUGCCGACCCUCUUCCGCCUCCUCUUCCUUCUCCUCCUCCGCCCCACGGCCCGGCACGAGACGCGCCGGUACGGGGGCCCCAUCUUACCUCCCGACGCGAGGCUGCGGUUUCCCGUCUGAUUUCCCGGUUUUCUAUUUUCCUUCUUCUCGGAGGUUCCUCUGUGGGGGGAGAGCAGCCGGACUCCCCCCAGCCCCGACACCUAGAGGAGGCAAGGCGAGGCAGGGAUUCCCGCCGACUGUCGGGGUGGCCCCUACUCACGCCCGGCUGCAUCUCACCGUGGGUUCGGCUGAGCCUAGGGACACCGUUGCCUACAAUCUAGUUGCUGAAUUGUUUUGUAUUCUCUCUUUGGUUUCCCUUUCGCACUCCACCAGGACCCGAGGCCGGAGCUGUGCUUGGUAACGAGGGGCCGCCUCUGUCCCCGUCACCCUCUCCCCCUCCCCACACCGCACCCCUUUCUCUUUCGCACGGGACAUUCUGGUACGGGGGCGCCCGAUGUUCUCCGCCGAGGUGAUGUCGGGGGGCGGCGGUGGCGGAGAGGAGAAUUCUGGAGGCCGGGGAGGGUGGGGAUUCAGUCCUUUUUUUCAGGUAGAGAAUUAUUUUUGUUUGUAUUAAAUGUUCUAUAUAACAAAACCCCUCCCCCCGUCCCCCACCGGGCAGAGGGACAGUUUAUCACGGGCGUAUGGACGAUGGUGUUAUAAUCCCACAGAGUAAAGCAAUUAUUAAUUGCU